AUGUCAUUUUAUGAUGAUGUACUUGUUAAACUAACAAUGAGUGGAUUUUUUGGUGUUCGAGAAGUUGCUUUAAAGGAAGUUGAAAAUUAUUUAAAAGAAAAUGAAAGUAAAAGAAGUGUAUUAUUUAAUCAAUUCUUGACAUAUCAAAAAGGUAAUUGUCAUCAACGACAAGCUUUGGCUUAUGCAUUUGUUGCUGUAAGUAAAGGAAAUGAACAAUAUUCAACAAAAGUUACUCCAAACUUAAUUUUAAUGUUAGACGAUCCUAUUUCUAAUGUUAGAAUUAGUACUUUAAUUGCGUUAGGAAAACUUCAUUCAUCUUCACAAGAUAUAAAAUUUGCACUUUCAACAUUAUUAAAGAAUGAGCAUGACACUGAUGUUCACAGUAUCGCAGAACAAGUAUAUGCGAGGAUUUGUUAA
Entamoeba dispar SAW760 is the source of this 417-nucleotide messenger RNA. RefSeq lists its product as uncharacterized. The transcript is spliced from 2 exons. NCBI's taxonomy places the organism in Eukaryota, Evosea, Mastigamoebida, Endamoebidae. Bases 1 to 417 code for a protein of 138 amino acids. The record is from RefSeq and is a predicted model, not a curated record.